AUAUUUAUGACCAGUGACGACGGCUUACGAACGUUGGAUCAGAGUGCGCUUUGAGCGAAUGUUCUUAUCAAAUCUGACAAAAAGUAGCGUCCUAGCGACGCUCUCCUCUAACCACUAUAGUACUGUCUACUGCUAACCGGCUAGAGAUCGAUUGUGGUAUGUCGCGACCUAUUUUCGUAUGUGUACACUGUGAACUACACUCUGUUCAAAGCGAGAUCAGUACCGGGCGGCGACCAGUUUUCCUUUUCGACGGUUAGUCCCCACUACGGUGACCCGACGCUUUUUUCCGUGUCGUUUUCGAUUGCCAUGUACGACGUGUGUACUUUAUAAUUAUUAUUUACUUGAUAAGAACUUUUGGCGCCGUUGUGUUUUAGCCUUUCUCCAGACGUGGUCCGGUGAUCUCUGUCGAUCGUUUUCUAGAUAAUAUAACACGACAAUUACAAACGACCUUAAACCACCGUAAACGUGAACUCCAAAUUCCGAGCAACCAACGGGCUGUAGUGUCAGUGUUCAACUGCCGUCCGCCGGUCAUUUUUUGUUUUAACUACUCAGUUCUUAUCGUUUUUUCUUCUUUCUGAUCAUCUCGCGAUCUGUGUCAACUGUUUUUGCAAUCACGUAGGUAGUCGUGUUUGCGAGCGCGUUAGUUUGUCUAUCCGAUUGAUGUGAGAAAGUAACUACUCAUAUUUCUUCACGACGAGGCAGGUUUUUCUUUAUCGUAUCAGUAAUUUAUUCGGAUAUUUCUGGUUCCUACUGCAAACGCUGUCCCGAUUGCUCACGCAGGUUUGUCUUGUGUUUUGUGUGUGGCAUGCCAUUGACUGUUUUUGAUUUAUUUGUAUCAUACGUGGCUUACCAGCACGAUGUCAGGAUCAACAAAAAACAAUGACCUGAGAAUGAAAAAGCGUAGCAUGGCUGGUAACAUAGCACUUGGCUUAUACGUUUUGGCUUUAGUGUUUGUGCUCGUUUCAUUUUUUUCGGCCAGUUGGUUAGUCAGCGAUGAGAGAAUCACAGGUGCAAAAUUAGAAAGAUUUGGUUUGUGGACUCAUUGUUUUCGCUCAUUAGCUGAUCCUAAUGACCCAGCAGAGCGAAGAUAUUUUGUUGGAUGCCACUGGAUAUUUGACCCUUUCACCAAAGGAUAUGAUGAAAUCAAAGGAUUUUUGUUGCCAUUUUACAUUGUGGCAACUCAGUUCUUUUACACAAUUACAUUCCUAGGAACAUUAGUAUCAGCUGUUGGUUCAUCAAUGUUUCUUUUAUGUUGUACACCCGAAGAAAAACAUUUUGUACAAAUAACUUUUGCAUUGGGAGUAACAUUGAUUAUAUCUGGUGUAUGUGCCGCAAUAUCAGUGUUAAUAUUUGCUUUGUUUGCCAACCGUCCAGGUUGGAUGCCUGGCCACGACAACAACUUCUUUGGUUGGGCAUUUGGUGUGGCUAUUGCAAGUUUUUUUACUUUACUUGGAGCUGGAGCAUUUUAUUUGGUAGAAACAAACAUACAAGUGAAAAAAAGAAAAUAUUUGAAAGAAUCACAAACUAAAUUUGAUAUAGAGUUCAAAGGAUAACCUAAAAUUUAUUUUUCAUUUUUAAUAAAAAAUAUUUUCAAUUUUGACCAUUAGGAUAUGUUGUUGAUUGUAACUUUCAGUCAGACAAAUAUUAAAUUCUACCAUUUCCAAAAUCUAGUACCUAGCAGCAGUUAUUUUUUAUGAAACUAAUAAUCUCAUUUUGUUUUAAUGAACUCUUUUAUCUAUUUUAAAUCAUUUAAAUCUUAGUAUGGUAAAAUGUGAGUAAAUACAAUUUUGACUGUAUUAAGUAACUGACUCCGUCCAUUUAAAACUAGUAUUAUUGAAAUAAUAAUCAUUUUGAAGAAUUUACACUUUAUUUAGUUUUAAUAUUUGAAUGAUUCACAUCUGU
Myzus persicae (green peach aphid) is the source of this 1902-nucleotide messenger RNA. RefSeq lists its product as uncharacterized. Gene Ontology annotation, cellular component: septate junction; membrane. Gene Ontology annotation, biological process: regulation of tube size, open tracheal system; septate junction assembly. NCBI's taxonomy places the organism in Eukaryota, Metazoa, Arthropoda, Insecta, Hemiptera, Aphididae. The transcript is spliced from 6 exons. The coding region runs from base 858 to 1553 and encodes 231 amino acids. The record is from RefSeq and is a predicted model, not a curated record.